Molecule: messenger RNA, 2015 nt
Organism: Solea solea (common sole)
Lineage: Eukaryota; Metazoa; Chordata; Actinopteri; Pleuronectiformes; Soleidae
Exons: 4
Coding region: 162-1727 (521 amino acids)
Source: RefSeq, a predicted model, not a curated record
AGCCGCUCUGCGCAUCCGUCGUCUGUAGUGUUGGACAGAGCGCAGCCAUUUCCCUGCCACUCUUUUUGUUUUUUUAAAAAAACCCAAACACUCAGAUGGUGUCAUGGCGUCUGUCCAUCACGCACCUGAACUAACCUUGUAUGCGGGGGUCAUGAUUUCAGAUGAAGCCCGCGUCACCGACUGACAGAUCCGCGGCCUCCAAACUUUCUCCGAAAUCAACGCCUGCGCAGACGAACUCUCCUUCUCUCCAGCGCUCAGCUUCAUGUCGUCGUCUCUGUGUGUGCGAGAUGGAGAGGAACCUGCAAGGAAGCCUCGCAACUAUGCAUGUGAAGACUGAAGCGGGGGAUGAAAACACAUCCGCGCCGGAAUUGUGCAGCCAGGAGCCGCCUGCACGCAGAGGAGGAGGAGGAGGAGGAGGAGGAGGAGGAGGGGUGGAUCAGACUGCAGAGGAGCUGCAGGCAGCCGCGACAUCCACUCCUGUGCUGCUGUAUCCUGUGAGCACUGAGAGGUUCUUCACCACAACAGGAGAUGGAAAAACCUUCCUGAAGAUCGCUCCAGCUUCAGUGAUGCCACCUGCUUCUUUGGAGAAGACACUUCCCUCUGGCUCAGACUUCUCCUCCAAAGCUGUUCUGUGUCUGAUUGAGGCCGUCGGCCGCCGCUGGGGCCUGUAUGAAACCCGCGAGCGCUCGCAGCUCUUCCAGAGCGUCCAGGAAGAGAUGGCCUCCAAGGGCCACGUACUUCCCGUUGAGAAGAUCCGUCGCAAAUGGAACAACCUUAUUGUCACGUACAAGAGGGUCAAGGACCGCAGCCGGGAGACGGGGCAUGCAAAAACCUCAUGGGAGUUCUUUGACUUGAUGGAUGCCACGCUCUGUGACACUGUUGGCUCUCAGAUCCUCAACAGCAAAAGACACAAAGGUGGCAACUCUGCCUCUACGUCCCCCUGUCCUUUGGCAAAAAUUGCUGCAAAACCACAGCUUCCCCAGGCCACAACCAUUGUCCGACACAACAGUGACUUUGCAGUCCCCGGUGGUUUGGAGUCAGCUGGUCAGGGAGUUGCCACCAAUCAAAUCAUCGGUAGCACUGCUGCGAUGACCACAGUGGCUACGGCGACCAUUAGCCCUACAAGUGCUCCAGAGGUCAAGCCCCUCAUCGUCCUCAACGGUGACAUUGUUACGACCAGUAUUCAUCCAGCUCCCAUCAUGCCAUCUCCAUCUUUUAUCUCCUCACCUUGUUUUACAGAAACAGCCUCCUCUUCUCCUUCCCUUGGAUCACCUGGUCACACAGACCUCAACACGUCACACUGUGUAGGCCGCAAAGCUCCGUCCUUCUCGACGGGUGUCAUACCUUUCCGUCUCAAUGCGGCACCAGCCAGCAACAAUCAGAAACUCCUUGGCCUCUCGUCCGCUUUCCCACCUAUAUCCCCCUGCCUCACGUCAUCUGCUGCCACCACAUUACCUGUAGUGUCAGGGAGUGAAGCAGCGAACCAGAAGAGAAGCGAGGAGCAAAGCAGCGUGUCUCUGCUCCAAGCGAUCCUGAAGGGGCAGGAGGAGCAAGUCUACCUGGACCAAGUAGCUCGCCGCAGGGUUGAAGCCAGAGAGAAGAGGCGUGAGCGGAGGGAGGUGCGCAUGGCGGAGGCCCUCGGAAGGAUAGCCACGGCUCUUGAGCUGCUAUCGUCCAAACAGGACACAGUCAUUGCCCUCCUGCAGAGACUGGCUGAUCGGAAGUGAUGUCCACUGAAAGGCUAGAAAACGGAAGCUCAGUAACCUUUUUACCUUCUACGAACCAUAGUGAUGAAAACCAUCUGGUACUCGGACAUCAAACAAAGCAGAUUUAAUAAAAAAAAGAUACUAACUGGUCACUUUUGUUUAUUAAGAAUAAGUGAAAUGCUGUGUUUGUUGUUGCCCUGGCAUCUAAUAAACCUUCUCAAAGGGACAGUUAAAGGUUAAUUACCAUGUUUACUGUGUAAUGAAGUACAUUAGUUUUGACCGAUGGUAGUAUAAUACUCAUUCCAGAGG